Fomitopsis serialis is the source of this 1320-nucleotide messenger RNA. RefSeq lists its product as uncharacterized. The transcript is spliced from 11 exons. The coding region runs from base 22 to 996 and encodes 324 amino acids. Lineage: Eukaryota; Fungi; Basidiomycota; Agaricomycetes; Polyporales; Fomitopsidaceae. The record is from RefSeq and is a predicted model, not a curated record.
CCCACUCUUCAGCCAUGCACAAUGCGGGCAACAGCUAUACAAGACAUACAGUCGGCAGUGCAACUUGCGUCAGCCAAUAAUUAUCUUCUCGUAGCAUCAUUCACGGCCUACAUGUUCGAUCAUGGCAUGAUUCUCAGUCAAGAGAUAGACUACAUGUGGCGCCACCGUUUCUCCGCUGUCCCUGCACUCGUUCUCUUACUACAUGCAGCAACAAUUGCCAACUUUAUUCUUCUAUGCUACGAAGAUCUUGUUGAUCUUGGUUGUCAUGUAGCUUUUCUUGGGACCAUCGCUUCUCAAGUCACCUUGGCCGUUUUUGACGCAACAAUUGCGGCCAUCACCGCCCUGCGAGUCUAUGCUAUCAGCGGCCGAGAUUGUCGGUUAGGAGUUGUUGUCCUAGCAUUGUCGCUGAUUCGGGCAGCCUACGACAUAUUCGGCACUGCCACGAAGACGACCGACCCUCUGCCUGCGCCUCUCGGCUGUGCAGUCGAGAGCACAUCUUCUAUAAACGACUCGUUUUUCAUCGCAUCCGUAGUGUGCAGCUCAGUCGCGGAUGCCAUUGUGUUGCUUGUCACCUGGCGUCGUACCUACCACACAAUACGGAGUAACCGCCAGGAAAAUGGGAGCCCUACCUUGAGUUUCCUUCUGUGGCGAGACGGAACGGUAUACUUCGGGUCUUUGUUCAUCAUCGCAAUUCUUGACAUGGCGAUCUAUACAGCGGUGUCCUUCCAGGGAUUUCAAUACCUGAGGCUCGCAUUCUCAACGAUUAUUCUCUCGCGCUUCUUCCUCAACCUGCGCGAGGCGAGCCAAGCGUUGAUAGGCGAGACCGUUUCGACGUUUGCCCUGUCGGCACACAUAGGCUCCUUGCACUUCUCCCAAGGUAUCGACUCGCUCGGAGGAUCCCUUACCUUCAUCGGCGACAACGCUACCGUGCGACAUGACGCAUGUGAUAACCGGCUCGAUGACGAGGCCAGCAGUGACCGAGUCUCAGGGGUGUAGAACCAUAAUGCGAUCGGCGAGCAGGCAGACAUGUAGAAACCCGCUGGUGACGCUUUACGGCAGCGGAAGCCAUGCAAUGGGCUGUCGACGAGGAUGUUGGACGGACAGUCAAGCAUGUUAAACGGCAACAUGGGGAGGAGCUAUUCCGUGUAGUCUUUAAAUCCGUGUUUUAGCAGUAUACACUAUGUGCAUUGUUAGCGUGGACUGUGGUACAUAGACAUUUCUGCCUGCCUAUGAUAUAGCGAGUCGGUCUCAUAAAGAAGCGGGGGAGCGAGUUGUGAUGAGGUCACAAUAAGAUGGCGGUCUAUUCACUUCCGAUUAGGA